Coffea eugenioides is the source of this 5502-nucleotide messenger RNA. RefSeq names its product ABC transporter C family member 2-like. The transcript is spliced from 29 exons. Gene Ontology annotation, biological process: transmembrane transport. Lineage: Eukaryota; Viridiplantae; Streptophyta; Magnoliopsida; Gentianales; Rubiaceae. Gene Ontology annotation, molecular function: ATP hydrolysis activity; ABC-type transporter activity; ATP binding. The record is from RefSeq and is a predicted model, not a curated record. Gene Ontology annotation, cellular component: membrane. Bases 166 to 5037 code for a protein of 1623 amino acids.
CAGUAUAGAAGUGUAUAAACUUCUUCAUUACAUCUUCCUCUUUAUGGAGCGGGGGAAAAAAGGAAAAAAGUGGACAACCCACAGCUAAACCUUGUUGGAUCAGAGAGCAUAAUGUAUUGAGUUAAGGGGUUAUAGAGUUGAGUGAAGUUGUUUGUGGAAAAGAAGAUGGCUUCCAAGCCAUUUGAAUGGUAUUGUAAGCCGGUGAAUAAUGGAGUAUGGUCAAAAGCAGUGGAAAAUGCCUUUGGAGCUUAUACUCCUUGUGCUUCGGAUGCUCUGGUGAUCUGCAUAUCCCAUCUGGUUGUGUUAGGCCUGUGCUUGUACCGAAUAUGGCUUACAAAGAAGGAUGGAAAGGUCCAGAGAUACCAGUUGAAGUCGAAUUAUUACAAUUAUCUGCUUGGAUUGCUGGCUGCUUAUUGCACUGCUGAACCUUUGUUCAGAUUGGUUAUGGGUAUUUCUGCCUUUGAUGUUGAUCGACAGUCUGGUCUUGCUCCUUAUGAGAUUGUUUCUUUAAUCAUCGAGGCUCUUGCUUGGGGCUUUAUGCUGGUCAUGCUUUUUGUGGAAACAAGGAUCUACAUUCAUGAGUUCCGCUGGUAUGUCCGAUUUGGAGUCGUUUUCGCUUUGGUUGGUGACUCGGUGAUGCUGAACCUUGUCUUAUCUGUUGGGGAGUUUUACAACCGAUCUGUUCUCUAUCUUUACAUCAGCGAGGUUGUUGUCCAGGUUGUAUUUGGGGUGCUAUUGCUCUUUUAUGUUCCAGAUUUAGAUCCUUAUCCAGGCUACUUGCCUGUGCAAACUGAAUCUGUGGACAACAUAGCUUACGAAGAACUUCCUGGAGGAGAGCAGAUUUGUCCUGAGAGGCAUGCCAACAUAUUCUCUAAAAUUACUUUUGCAUGGGUGAAUCCUCUUAUGAAACUAGGUUAUAAAAGACCUCUCACAGAAAAGGAUGUCUGGAAAUUGGAUAAUUGGGACAGGACGGAAACACUCAAUAACAUGUUCCAGAAAUGCUGGGUUGAAGAGUCUCGAAGGCCUAAUCCAUGGCUUUUGAGAGCAUUAAAUCAUGCACUUGGUGGAAGAUUUUGGUGGGGAGGCUUUUGGAAGAUUUGGAAUGACGUUUCGCAGUUUAUUGGGCCUAUGAUAUUGAAUCAACUUUUAAAGUCCAUGCAAGAUGGAGACCCGGCUUGGAUUGGUUACAUUUAUGCAUUCUCAAUUUUUGCUGGAGUGGUAUUUGGAGUAUUAUGUGAAGCUCAAUAUUUCCAAAAUGUAAUGCGCGUCGGAUACCGAUUGAGAUCAACCCUGAUUGCUGCAGUUUUCAGGAAGUCACUGAGGCUAACACAUGAGAGUCGUAGAAAAUUUGCAACUGGGAAAAUAACCAAUCUAAUGACCACCGAUGCUGAAGCUCUUCAGCAAAUAUGUCAAUCACUCCACACUUUGUGGUCGGCUCCUUUCCGAAUUGUAGUUGCCUUGUUUCUGCUAUACCUGGAAUUGGGUGUUGCGUCACUACUUGGUGCACUUCUACUUGUUCUUAUGUUCCCAAUACAGACAUUUAUUAUAAGCAAGAUGCAGCAAUUGUCAAAAGAAGGGCUGCAACGCACGGACAAGCGAAUUGGACUCAUGAAUGAAAUUUUGGGUGCCAUGGAUACUGUCAAAUGUUAUGCAUGGGAGGAUAGUUUCCAGUCAAAGGUUCAAAAUGUGCGAAAUGAUGAACUGUCUUGGUUCCGUAGAGCACAACUAUUAGCUGCGUUGAACAGUUUCAUUCUGAACAGCAUUCCUGUGGUGGUGAUUGUGGUUUCAUUUGGGAUGUUCACUUUACUUGGAGGGGAUUUGACACCUGCAAGGGCAUUCACAUCUCUUUCUUUGUUUGCUGUGCUGCGCUUUCCACUAUUCAUGCUUCCAAAUAUAAUUACACAGGUUGUGAAUGCAAAUGUGUCUCUGAAACGCUUGGAGGAACUUCUGCUAGCAGAAGAGAGAAUUCUUCUACCUAACCCACCUCUUGAACCAGAAGUUCCUGCAAUCUCAAUCAAGAAUGGAUACUUCUUCUGGGAAUCAAAGGCAGAUAAACCUACAUUGUCAAACAUUAACUUGGAUAUACCAAUUGGUAGCUUGGUAGCAAUUGUUGGCAGCACAGGAGAGGGAAAGACAUCACUUAUCUCAGCAAUGCUUGGGGAGCUUCCUCCAGCAUCUGAUGCAACUGCUGUUGUCCUCAGAGGAACAGUUGCUUACGUGCCCCAAGUUUCGUGGAUUUUCAAUGCAACGGUACGAGACAACAUACUGUUUGGAUCUGUCUUUGAACCAUCUAGAUAUGAAACAGCAAUAGAUGUGACUUCACUGCAGCAUGACCUUGAACUGCUCCCUGGUGGCGAUCUUACUGAAAUUGGAGAGAGAGGAGUUAACAUUAGUGGAGGGCAAAAGCAAAGAGUUUCCAUGGCACGGGCUGUGUACUCGAAUUCAGAUGUGUGCAUAUUUGAUGACCCUUUAAGUGCUCUAGAUGCUCAUGUGGCUCGGCAGGUUUUUGAAAGAUGCAUUAAGGGAGAACUGAGAGGAAAGACCAGAGUUCUUGUCACAAAUCAGCUACAUUUUCUCUCACAAGUAGAUAAGAUUAUUUUGGUGCAUGAUGGUAUGGUGAAAGAGGAAGGAACAUUUGAAGAACUCUCAAAUAACGGCCCACUGUUUCAAAGAUUGAUGGAAAAUGCAGGGAAAAUGGAAGAAUAUGUGGAAGAAAAAGAAACUGUUCAAAACAUUGAUGAUAAAACUUUGCAGCUAUCUGCUAAUGGUGAGGCCAAUGGGUUGCCUGAGGAUCCCACCUCUAAAACUAAACGAAAAGGAGGAAAAUCGGUUCUCAUCAAGCAGGAAGAACGAGAAACAGGUGUCGUUAAUAUUAAAGUUUUGAAAAGAUACAACGAUGCUUUAGGUGGCACGUGGGUAGUGAUGAUAUUGUUCAUGUGCUAUGUCCUAACUGAAGUCCUACGAGUUUCAAGUAGCACUUGGUUAAGUUACUGGACAGAUCAAAGCACUUCAUCAGCACAUGGGCCUCUUUUCUAUAAUUUGGUCUAUGCUCUUCUAUCACUUGGCCAGGUCUUUGUGACAUUGACGAAUUCGUUUUGGUUGAUUAUUUCAAGUCUCUAUGCUGCGAGAAGGUUGCAUGAGGCUAUGCUUAAUUCGAUACUAAGAGCUCCAAUGGUCUUCUUUCAGACAAAUCCUCUAGGAAGGAUAAUAAAUAGAUUUGCUAAGGAUCUAGGUGAUAUUGAUCGGUUUGUUGCCCCAUUUGUUAAUAUGUUUCUGGGACAAGUGUCACAGCUUAUUUCGACUUUCGUACUAAUAGGAAUUGUGAGCACUAUGUCCCUUUGGGCCAUAAUGCCACUGCUGGUGUUGUUCUAUGUGGCCUAUCUUUACUAUCAGAGCACAGCCCGUGAAGUAAAGCGUCUUGACUCUGUAAGCAGAUCUCCUGUGUAUGCACAAUUUGGGGAAGCAUUAAAUGGUUUAUCAACUAUUCGUGCAUACAAAGCUUAUGAUAGGAUGGCAAAUAUCAAUGGUAACUCCAUGGACAAUAAUAUCAGGUUCACUCUUGUAACCAUGAGUGGGAACCGCUGGCUUGCAAUUCGCCUAGAAACAUUGGGUGGGCUUAUGAUAUGGCUUACAGCAACUUUUGCGGUUAUGCAGAAUGGAAGAGCUGAAAACCAGGAGGCUUUUGCCUCUACAAUGGGUUUACUUCUCAGUUAUGCAUUGAACAUUACGAGCCUGUUGACUGGUGUACUUAGAUUGGCUAGUCUGGCUGAGAACAGCCUUAACGCUGUUGAAAGAGUUGGCACAUAUAUAGAGCUUCCUUCUGAAGGUCCAGCAAUUAUUGACGGCAACCGCCCUCCUCCUGGAUGGCCUUCGUCAGGAUCUAUUACAUUUGAGGAAGUUGUCUUGCGUUACAGGCCUGAACUUCCCCCAGUUCUCCAUGGUAUAUCAUUCUAUAUUCCUCCAAGCGACAAGGUGGGUAUAGUUGGUAGAACAGGAGCAGGGAAAUCCAGCAUGCUUAAUGCUCUAUUCCGACUUGUAGAACUGGAGAAAGGAAGAAUCUUGAUUGAUGAUUGUGAUACAGCAAAGUUUGGGUUGACAGAUCUUCGUAAGGUCCUUGGUAUUAUACCACAAGCUCCAGUUCUGUUCUCAGGAACUGUUAGAUUUAAUCUUGAUCCUUUCAACGAACACAAUGAUGCUGACCUUUGGGAGGCUUUGGAGAGAGCCCAUUUGAAAGAUGUUAUUAGGAGGAGUUCUUUGGGUCUGGAUGCAGAGGUCUUGGAGGCAGGCGAAAAUUUCAGUGUUGGACAGAGGCAACUGCUUAGUCUUGCUCGGGCGUUGCUUCGCCGUGCGAAGAUUCUUGUACUUGAUGAAGCAACUGCAGCUGUUGAUGUUAGGACUGACGCUCUUAUUCAAAAGACCAUAAGAGAGGAGUUUAAAUCGUGCACAAUGCUUAUUAUAGCUCAUCGUUUGAAUACCAUUAUCGACUGCGACAGAAUUCUUCUUCUUGAUUCUGGUCGGGUCCUUGAAUAUGAUACACCAGAGAGACUAUUGCAAAAUGAAGAAAGUGCGUUCUCUAAGAUGGUGCGGAGUACGGGGGCAGCAAAUGCUGAAUACCUUCGCAGUCUAGUAUUUGGAGGAGAAGGGGACAACAAAUUGCAGAGAGAAACUCAGCUAGAUGGCCAAAGGAGAUGGCUUGCCUCUUCCCGCUGGGCUGCUGCUGCACAGUUUGCUUUGGCUGUUAGCCUCACUUCAUCACAGAAUGACCUUGUUCAGUUGGAAAUUGAUGAUGAUGACAAUAUUCUCAAGAGAACAAAGGAUGCAGUGAUGACUCUGCAAGGAGUUUUGGAGGGGAAGCAUGAUACAGUAAUUGAAGAAACCCUUGACCAAUACCAGGUUUCCCGGGAAAGAUGGUGGUCAGCCCUAUACAAAAUGAUUGAAGGUCUUGCAGUGAUCGGUCGGUUGGGUCGAAGCAGGCUUCAUCAGUCAGGAUUUGAGUUCGAGGACAGAGCAAUUGAUUGGGACAACAUUUCAACGUAGGCAUAUGGAUAUGAUGAUGAUGAUAAGCAGCCAAAGAUGUUCAGCAAUGCUGUCUGGUUCCGCUGCCAGUGUAACUUGGAGAUAAUCUGCUGAGACUAAAGUUAAUAAACGAUUGUACCAUUACAUGCAGAAUGAGUAGAUCUUCUCCCAGAAUGAGUAGAUGAUCUGCUGCGCCUAUCAUACACAUAUCUGUGCUCGUGGAUCACACUGUAUUUUAUGACGACUUGUCUUCUCUGUCAAACUUAACUUGCUUCGUAUCAAUGUUAACAAUGCGCAAGCGUCCAUAAAGAUUCGGCGAUGUAUUAUUUUCACCACAUACAGCUCUUCAUGGUUUUUUUGUGGGUUUAAGCAAAUUUUCAGCAAUUUUUGAGCUACUUUUCUUGGUUAUGUACAAAGAGGAAUGUUUUGUCAGACAAAUUUUAUCCGUCUUACUUAUUUUACCAUACAGGUCACUAAGAUUUUUAA